Messenger RNA from Peniophora sp. CBMAI 1063, 1044 nucleotides. Lineage: Eukaryota; Fungi; Basidiomycota; Agaricomycetes; Russulales; Peniophoraceae. The record is from the annotation of a GenBank genome assembly.
AUGACGAGCGUGCGCUCGCGCCGAAGACAUAGCGUGAAUUUUCACCCCAACCGAGGAGUCUUUUCCGCAGAUCCUCAUAUUCUGUCUUCAUCUUACAUCGUCCGGAAAAGCCGCCUGAGGAUAUUUGGACUACUUCUUCGAUCUGCAUUCCUCGCCUUAAAUAAAAGGCUCACUUCCCAGCUUUUGCGCGCCCCGCCGACUAUUCUCAACUUCCUUCGCGAGCAGCACGCAGACACCCUCCUCCGUCAUUCUUUCGGAUCUGACGUUGUCAUCAUCCGAGCAUAUUGGCACGCUCGCAGGGCAUGCCAGUGGGAGCCCGACGACGUCGUCCGCUUCUAUCAGUUCCUGACCUCGUCAUACGGCAGGACAUCCAGAUUUCCCACCUCCUCGACCUUCGUCUCCUUCCCUGCCUACGACAAGCUCGAGCUCGACGGAGCUGACACACGUGAGGUCUUAUUCGCGCUGAGCCAGGGCCGUCAAACUCUUUUACCCAUCUGCGAUGUCGACAUGAGCGUCGCGGACCCUCGCCUCGUCAUUCGUCAACAUUAUCAAUUCCCAUACGCUGUCAGCGGGUGGAGACGAUGCGAAAGGGAACUCGAGAAGACCGAUAUGCUUCCGCUAUUUUUUAUGCGGCGCGAUGGUGGCGUCGGGGUUCCCAUCACCGAAGAGGGAAUCGACAAUGCCAUAAUGGACAGCCCCACUCGCAUCCGCGCAACAUCUCUGAAGGUCGUUACCCAUCUCGUCGGUUAUCCCCAAAAGAAUUCUCAGAUACAGCUGCCGCGUUUGCAGACGGGGAUCCUUCCGUACAUCCCUUCUGCCAAGCUGGCAGCACUCGUGGCGGGUAGAGUGCGCGCAUACAUACUAGAAAUCAUGGAUACUGUGCUUCCCUCAGAAGGAAACCACACAGUUGGAACAAGACCGGGGCAAAUUGGUAUCGGCGACGUAGUGCUCUGUGGGGUGAUCUUCGUCUCGAGAGGCCGAAUCAUGCCGCUGCUGCAGGUGCAACCGCACAGUGUUCAAGGCCUAUCGACGACCUUACUGUAA